GAAAACGGCUCAGAACGGACGCGUGCCAGUUAUGAGUCUGUUAGCAAACAGCACGCUUCAGGUGAACGUAUACACCUCGACCAUUCAGAACAGCAAGGGACAGCAUUUGUUUUGCAAAUACUGGGAACCUUCUCAGCGUCCGAGGGCUCUUGUUUUCCUCUCCCAUGGAUAUGCCGAGCACAGCCUUCUCUACGAACCACUUGCCCAGACUUUAGUUUCGCACAAUUUUCUGGUUUUUUCUCAUGACCAUGUUGGUCAUGGUCAGAGUGAAGGUUCCAGAGCCCAGAUAGACACAUUUGAGAAAUUUGUCGACGAUGUUUUCAUGCACGUGGAUAGUAUCAGGAGGAAACACCCCAACUUGGACUGCUUCAUUUGUGGUCAUUCAAUGGGUGGAGCAAUUUCUAUUCUGGCAGCUUUGAGAAAACCAGAUUAUUUCAAAGGCAUCAUUUUGAUUGGCCCUGCUGUUGCAACAAACCCGGAAGUAGCUACGCCUUUUAAGACGACAGUAGCAAAGAUUUUGCGAUGGGUAGCACCCCAGUUUCCGAUAGCAACUCUGGAUUUGACUCUCGUGAGUAGCUGUCCAGAAACAGUAAAAAAAAUGGAAAAAGAUCCAUUACGAUUUCAUGGCUUUUGUAAAGCUGGAUUUGGAGCUUCUCUCGUGGAUGCUUGUAAGGAAAUACAGAGGAGAAUUCCAACCAUUACAUUUCCGUUCAUAAUUUGUCAGGGAGAAGAAGAUAAACUGUGCACUCCCGAAGGUGCCAUUUUUAUGUACGAAAAGUCUGCUUCAGAAGACAAGACCAUCAAGAUGUACCCGAAAGCUUACCACAGUCUUCUUUGCGAGCCAGACGGAAUUGCCGAAGCUGUCACACAAGACAUUCUUGACUGGAUGACGGCAAGAUCAUAAACCAAGGAGCAAAUGAGAUUAGCUAGUAAUCUCUUUUUAAAGAUGCUGUUUUUACAGCUGUAGGACUAUAUUCAUAUUUUAACCAUUUGUUUUUGUUUUUCUAAACUUUUGUGCUCGUGGUUCUAUUUUACUUACAAUAAUCCAAAUUGGGGACUCGCGCACUGAAGCCUUAGAAAUAGGAGACGUCCGCAAAGCAAACAUUGCAUAUUAGUUCAUUUGAUAUUACAUUGCAAACGGAAUUUCUUUUUCUAUAGAAAGUCGUGUUAUUAAUUUUUAUCGGCGAAUUCUCGCUAUUUCUCAGGAUCAUAUCGAUUGAUAACUUGAAAUGUUUUUAGCAAGUUAAAUGUAAUUUUGUAAAAAAAAAAGGUUUUCUACUUUAUCUUCUUCAUCUUAAAAAAAUUCUUUUAUAAUGUAAUAUUUUCUUUUAGGGAGCUUGUCUAGAUAUCAAAAUGUUCAAUUUUAACCUUAUGUCAUCAGUUAAAAAAACAAAAGCUAAAUCUUUUUUUUACUUACUGAUCUGUGUUUAAAAUCCAUAAUGUUCCCCAAACAAUUGUCAAUCAAUUAAUUUUUAUUUUAAUAUUUUGAUCUAAGCAGCCAGUUACCAUAACUGUUUGUAUAAUUUUUAAUAACUAAGAACUGAUUUUUCUGUGCUUCAUGCUACAUUAUCUGAGCGUUUUGUCAUGCGUUUACGGACUGCUAGUAUUUCAGAAUAAUAUUAAAGGACACGUCUUUUCUUUCAGUUUUAUUUCCUGUUUAACAAUCAAUCAAAUAUUAUUUCCAAACAAUAAUUCUCUAAUUCCGAUGAGCAUUGAAUGUUCUUCUGUAUUCUAAUAACAUGACUGAAAUAUGUUCACUUCUUAAAACUCCUUUCAACUUCUCAUCUUUUUCUGCUAGUUAGGAAUCCUAACUCUAAAGUAUUAUGUGAUUCUUGGAAUCUUGGAAUGUAGAAAAUACUGGUUCGUUUUAAUAUUUUCCAUACUCCAAUAUAUAUAUAUAUAUAUAGUCCCAAAAAUAUAUAUUCCUAAAAUCUAUAUAUUCUAGUUCAUAUUUACUAGAACAUAUAAAAAUUAAUUAUGCUUGGUUAGUUACUUUAAAAAAUUACUCCGCUAAGAGUAACAGCAUUUGUUCUCCAAUCCAUUGCUGCCAAUUUCUUUUAUUUAUGUUGAAUUGUCAGUUCGCCAGCCAUUCUACUUUCAUUCAUUUAUAUGCUAAGAGAAUUUCAAAACGUGCAUUGAAUAAAAGGUAAUGGAUACUUUAUCUUUUUUGUAGGUGUCAAUUGAUCAUUUUUCUUUAUUGUAAUUUUACUCAAAGCUGUUUAUUUUUUUCUGAAAGAUUUUGUUUAGAAUUUCUAAAAUUCAUGGCUCUCAGUUGCAUAGGAAUUCCAAAAAAAAAAAAAAAAAUCCAUAAAUGACAGAUGCUUAGAAUUUUCUGAAAGAAACCUAAGAAUUUUUAGAAAAACAAAUUUCUUUUAACGAUAUUUCGCAUUUGAAGAUGAUCAAAUUCAUUUUGAACAGAAUUUCUACUUUUCAUUCUAAUUCUUACUUUAAAGAUCAAAAGGGAAAGGAAGACCAUUGAGAAAUGAUGAGUAAAACUUUGUCAAAUAUAUUUAUCUACUCUCAAACUGUGUUGGUAGAUUUCACAUUUCAAACGUAAUUCUCAGAAAAUUAUAGAUUUAAUAGUAUCUAAUUACACAUGAUUUAUUUAUAAAAAGUACUAUAAUUAUCAUAAUUUUGUUUAUGGCUCUUCUUCGAGAGUUUCAUUUUUAACCUGAUUUGGGAAAAUAACAUUCAUAGUUGAUAAACAAAACUAAACUCUAAAAAAAAAAAAAUAAAAAAAAAACCCUGACAAAAUAUCUAAACUGCUCAAAUAUGCUCAAAAUGUAUGGAUUUGGAAAAUAACAAUUAUAGUCUUGUGUGAUAAUAAAUAAAACGGAACUCUUUUAAAUCAUCAAACCUUUCGUUCGUUUCACUUAAAAGCUCAAAAAACUAAUGGCAAAAUAUCUAAAUGAAUAUGCUAAAAAUGCAUGGAUUUGGAAAAUAACAAUCAUAGACUUGGAUGAUAAUAAACAAAAUGGAAUUCCUUUAAAUGAUCAAGCUUUUUGAUUUUUUCACUUCAAAGCUGAAAAAACUCUUAGCAAAAUAUUUAAAUGAUUGGGUUUGGAAAAUAACAAUCUUAGUCUUGGGUGAUAAUAAACAAAACUGAAUUCUUUUAAAACAUCAAGAUUCUUCUCUUUUCACUUAAAAGCUCAAAAAAUUCGCAUUGAUGAUGUGAUUGAUCUAAUGUGUUGAUGAUGUGUGAUUGAUCUAAAUGAUUGUGCUCACAUGCACUAGAAAAAUACCGAUUGACAUUAUGUUGGUAACAUUUUUCAGCAUUAUUGAUCAGUAAGUGACUAAAUGCGUGCAGUCUGUCUCAAUCGCAAGCCGUCGUUUCAUUUCCAGACCAAAAGUUUUGAAAGCCUCAAGAACAGAACUCAUUGCAUGUUGUAAGAUAUUGCACAAUUUUCAUUAUUUGAAUUUUCCGUGGAAUCAUCAAUGAUCAAAACAUCGUCCUGCGAAAUAGAUGUAUUAUCAACGGAAUGUGCUAGAAAUGCGCACAAUUUGUUACAUCUCGCACAAGUAAGGACCAAAUCAUGAGCUUCGGAAUAUUUUUAAUAUUUUUCAAUCAAAGGAUUCAUUUCUGCUUCUUAUCAACACCAUUUCUUUCAAAUUUUAUGACUGUAAACAUCCAUCUUAAUAUAUUCUGUUUUUAUUUUCUCAAAUAACCUAUGUUUUUAUUUGUUCUUACUUUUAGUGGCAAAAUAAAAAGAAAUAUAAACAGAAACUGUUUCAUUUAAAAAUAAUUACUAAAUUUGUCUUAACAGAAAACUAAAAUUCGCAUGCAAUAUUAGAUGGAUUUGGACAGCUAAAAGUUUUCUAGUUAACAAGGUAUGAGUUUUAUUAAGAAUUUCGUUAGUAACGGAACUACCAUACAACAAAGAAAAGUUACCUUGAAUAUUACACCUUAAUUAGAGUCCAUGACAAAUAAAUCAAAUUUUUCUUUUCUUUCCCAAGCAAAAUAUAAAUAAUUCUUACUUUAUCACAGUUGUAAAAUCCACGAGAACUUUAUUUCUGUUAAAAAUAGUAAGCACUUCGGCUUAAAUUUCUCGAAGAUAAGGUUCUCUUUUUCACAAUUAGAAUAUGCUGUGUCUGACUAGUCUCAGCAUUUAAGAUAUUAUUUCUAAUUAUAUAGUCCUAGAUGGUGAAAAUAUAAAGAUCAUGAUACUCUGAAAGUAAUUGUCUUUAACCAUUUUACUUUCUCAAUGCUCAUUUAUUUUUGGCUCAGUUAUUAUAAAUUUCUAAGGAAAAAUGUAAUUUGCUUAUUGAUAAUUUUUAUAAAGUUUGUCUCUUUCACCUGGACAUAUUUUAUGUCCAUGCAUUGUUCGCAAGUGGCGUCAAAAAUUUUAAUUUCUUGAUCAACAUUUUCAUACUAUAAUGUCAACUCAAUUUACCUGUUUCUUGAAGAAUUUCAAAACAUUUUUUUUUUCUAGUGGACCAUUGCUUUUUUGAUUGCAUUACCUUUAUUACCUUUUAUUCACUUAUCCCUAGACAUUAUACAUUCUUAAUCUAUAUUUUUGCAAAAUGUUUGCUUGAGAAAGGUAUUCUUCGGAUUAUUUUCGGAAGAACGAUUUGAAAAGAUAUGUUUACUAUUGGCACAGUUUUGAUGCAUGCAAUUCUCCUUGAUAUCUUGGAUGGUACUGCAGUCAACCUUAUGACUAAUCAUGAACAAUUUCCAUAUUGUUCCCAGUAUUUAAAAAUAUACAAUGUAUAUUUCGAUGUAUUAUUAAAAAAUAUCCCCAAUCUUAUUUUCAGUCUUUCUAUUUGUUGCGUUUUUCCUCUGCUAUAUCUUUUUAAGUAGUUUAUAACACAUUUCAAUUAUUCACUGUGUAAUUUCAACAAUGUACAAAAAAGAGAUUUCACUAAGUGUACAUCUGUAUUGUCGAGUGUCAUCGUUAUUGUAGUUUUAAUAGGAAAGUGCUAUUGUUUUUAUAAAUGGAAAAUCUUUUGUUAAAAAUCUUCGUAAACACCUAUAAAUGAAGAUUCCAUCCAGGAAAAGACAGCGAAUAAUAAACAUCUUACGCUGUCAAUGGAUAUUUAAUCAGACGCUUAUGCGAAUGGCGUAGAGUAAAUUUAUUCGCAUCGAUUUCAUUAUGUUCAUAUUUUCUAUGUUCACCAUUUAGUUAAGAAAACAUUCUUCACUUUUCAUUAAAAAGUUAAUCUAACAUUUAACUUAUCACUGAAUUUCACAAUUUCUUUAUGAAACUAAUACUAGGUGAUUCAUAUUAGGUGACUGGGGUUGGGUUUGGUAUUUGUUUCUAAUAAUUGUACAGUAACACUCAUUCAAAUCGUGUAAUGUAAGCAUUUCAGUGUUUUUGUUUAUUUUCUUAUUGUAAACAAGCGAUUUGAGAAUUAAUUUUCUAAUAAAGAGAUCAGAACAAAAAUAAAUGUAUUAUAAGUCUUCCACAUCAUUUUGUAUGAAGCAAUAGUUUUGAAUAGUUUUGUAUUUUAUCAGAAAUUUUUAAAUAGUUUACACAUGUUUAAUGAUUUAUGAAGGAAAAGAAGCUUAAAAAGAAAUCUUCAGUGUAUAAUCAAUCUACAAUUAAUUAAAAUGUUUAUUUAUCAUUGAAUACGAUAAAAUAAUGCUAGUUAAUUAUCAAUUUAAUCAAAUCGCGUUAUAAAAAUUGAUAAUAAUUACAGACAGAUUGUAGAUUCUGAAAAAGUAAUAAAUGGAAAAAAGUAAUAAAUAUUCCUCAUAAAAAAUAAGUUUUUAUGAGGUUAAACUAAGUUUUUAAUUUACUGUUUAUUUUUAAAGUUUAAUGCUCGAUUUUUAUAUUCAAAGAUAUGGAUACUUUUGAUUUGCUAUACUUAACUAUUUAUUUAUUAAAAUUAUUAUUUUUCCAAAAAUUAUAAUAUUUGUCACUUUAUUUAUUGAAAUUACUCAUUGUUUAAUUAUUUAUUAGAUAUGAUUUAUCAAAACCUUUAUAUAUUGAAAUUAAAUAUUUCAAUCUCUUUCAGUAAAAAAAAAAAAUUCUUUUGUUCUAUUUGAUUUUAUAUAUAAUAUUUUUCCAUACGAAUUUAUGGAUACAUUGAAUUUUAAUUGUAAUUUUACCUGUUUUGAAUUUGCCAAAUUUCUUUGUGCUAAUAUUUUAUUCACUUUCAUAAGCGUUAAUUUAUUUGCCAUUAUUGAGAAAAAUAAAUGAUGUUCUACAAGUGUAAUAGCAAAUCAAUCUGAUAGUCUUUUUUAAUGCUUAGACUAACACAUGUUUGUAUGCAUAUGUAGCAAUAAUGGAAUUUGUAUACUCUAAUUAAAUAAUAAAGUAUGUGCUUAAUUUUUUUUUCAAAUAACAGAAGCCUUGAAACACAAAAUGUGACAGUUUUGAAUCUUUGAAAGUUAUUGUUUUUGCUGUCUGAAAAAAAAAAAACUCUUUAUUGAAUAAAAAUUUUACCACUGAAACAUCAUUAAUGAAUUUUACAUUGUGUAUCCAGAGAAAGAAAGUGGUGAUAAAAUAUUAUUUCGACAAUAGUUGUUAUUAUACAAUGUAAUGCUCCAUUUUAUAAAUAAUUUCCAAUGUUUUUUUUUCUCUUUUAAACGAACAAAUCUAGUUAAUUUUUUGUUUACUUUGUAUACUGUAUAAUUAGUACUUAUUCCCAGUAGUUAUUGUUUAAGAGUUGAUAAGAGUUUGUGAUAAAGAGUUCAUGUUGCAUUCAAUGAGCAUAACAUGAAACUAUGGAUCUGUUUCUAUGGGACAUGAAUGAAAUAUUUUGGAAGGAAGGUUACUUUUCCUCUUGUGUGGACAAUUGUAUGAUCCAACUUCAAGGCUGUAAACUUUAUUUUAAUAAAUGAUUAAUUGAUUUA
Molecule: messenger RNA, 6796 nt
Organism: Argiope bruennichi
Lineage: Eukaryota; Metazoa; Arthropoda; Arachnida; Araneae; Araneidae
Product: monoglyceride lipase-like
Exons: 7
Coding region: 32-904 (290 amino acids)
Cellular component (GO): membrane
Molecular function (GO): lipase activity
Source: RefSeq, a predicted model, not a curated record